Drosophila elegans is the source of this 5397-nucleotide messenger RNA. It is a transcript of the gene RhoGAP1A, whose product is annotated as active breakpoint cluster region-related protein. The record is from RefSeq and is a predicted model, not a curated record. The transcript has 14 exons. Gene Ontology annotation, biological process: positive regulation of GTPase activity; signal transduction. NCBI's taxonomy places the organism in Eukaryota, Metazoa, Arthropoda, Insecta, Diptera, Drosophilidae. Bases 376 to 4671 code for a protein of 1431 amino acids. Gene Ontology annotation, cellular component: membrane. Gene Ontology annotation, molecular function: GTPase activator activity; guanyl-nucleotide exchange factor activity.
UCGUUUCGUUUUUUUUGUCAAAUCGGCUGGGAUCGGAUCGGAUAUAUGUGUAUAUAUGUUAUGUUUAAUUUAAUAAAAGUGAAUCGUGGAAAUAGGCAUCGCUCAAUGGAAAUCGGGGCGGAAAAUGAAACGCGGUGAAGGCGACAACGCACAACUGGUGCUCGUUGUUACAUAAAAGGCAACCUCGCCCUCUCUUCGUCAUCAUCCCGAAGAAUCAUCAUUAAUAUAACAUCAUCAACUGCAUCUUUGCAUCGUUGGAGUGAGGAAUAAAAGUGUGAAAAGGCAAGAAAUUCGAUAGAGGAGCGCCUGAAGGAGGUGGACCACCUGAAGGAGGAGGAGGAGGAGGAGCACCCAAAGGAGGAGCUGCUGUCCACCAUGAGCGUCUUCGACGAUUUCCAGCGCCUGUGGAUGCAGCGAUUCCCGCAGAGCUCUCUAUCCGACGCCUGGGAACAGGAUGUGCGGGCCAGUCUCGAGCGGCACAAGCUGCGCAUCCUGGAGCUGAGCAAGGAGCUCGAGCAGGAGACCCUGUACGUGGAGUAUCUGGAGCGACUGCUGUCCGAUGUGGAUAAGUAUCGCGCUUCUGGCGGGGAUCCCACGGCACUUUUUGAGGCGGCCAGCGGAAGCAGUGGCUCCACCAACAACGGAAGCAGCAACACCAAUGGAGCUCCACCAGGAGGAAGCACACCAAACGUGGAUAAAGAGUUUAAAUCCAGUUUAAAUCUGCGCGAGUCCUCCACUUCGACGUCCGUCGGCAAGGACAAGGAUCGCCUGUCGCUCAACACGGACAACAAGUACACAACGACACACACAAAUGCCCCAGGCAGUGGGAGUGGCAGCGGUACUGGGGCGGGGGCGGGGACGGGUCCGCUUCACUCUGCCCCAAUCACGGGGGCGGGCAAGCGGAUAGCGGAGCUGAAUUUCGAGCGGGAGGAUCGAGACAAGGACAGCGGCAACGAGAAGGAUGCCAACGGAGCCCUGCAGCAGUGCAUCACGGAGCUGGCGGCCUCCAUAAAGGCAAAUCCAGACAAUGGAGCAGUGGCACAAUCAGCAGGUGGCGGAGGCGGCAGCGGCGAUGCCGACAAAGAGUCCGCUUCCUCCAAGCAGCCGCUGCGCAAGUCCACGUCGCAGUACGUCACCGUCAUCCAGGUCAAGGAGGCCAAAGACAAAGAGGACGACGAUGGAGCCACCACCUCGUCAUCAGGGGCCAAUGACCCACAGCAGCAGCAACAGCAGCCCACGCCGCCCUCCACAUUCGCUCGUUAUGCGGAACCCACUGCUCCGCCGCUGUCGCCGUCGCUCACCUCGUACGCUGCCCACGUGGAGGCCAAGAAGAAAAUGCCACCCAGACCUCCGCCAAAGAACAUUCGGCGCGUGGAGCCGCCCACCAUUCCCGGCCAGCAGCAGCUGUCGUCCUCGCCGAAACGAGAGACUCCAUUCGUGGGCAGCACAAUGCCACUGCCAAGCAGCUCCGGCGGCAGCCUCUCCUCCGACAGUCCGGGCAACUCGCUGGAGCGGAACAUCAAGCCCUCGGACAUACUGCGCCAGAAGUCCUCCGAGAAUCUGGACUCCAAGUAUGCGGCGAAUCGCAAAACCACACCGGAGCUGGGCAAAUUUGUCAAUGUGAACAAUCCGGAACUGAUGGAGGAGCUGGGCCGCAAGAUGGUGGGCAAGACGGACAGCCUGGAGCAGGCGAAGAGGAACGACUCCUCGCCCUCCGGCGGUGGCAGCCUGGGACGCACUGCCUCCACUCCCGGACGAUCGCUGACGCCGGGACGAACUGGCGUGGGUGCCUCGCCCACUGGUAGCCUGAACAAAACCGUCAAACUGGCAGCAGCGGACAGCAGUUCCACCAGCAGUCUGGAGAAGAAGUCGCGCAACUGCCUGCAGGCCAGCGAUGCUGAGACCGGAUCGGGAUCGGGAGGAUCGGGGGCGAACCAGCGAAGUGCGGGCUCCAAGGAGUCGCUGGCAUCACAAGGCAUAUCGGAGGUGAUCAAAAGCUACGAGAGCGUAUCCUCGCUGAGUUCGGAUAGCGCCAAGGCGGCGGCGGCAUCGUCCCAGCUAUCGGCGACAGCCGCUGGAAAUUCAGUGGACAACGAGCCGUACUACGACAGCGUGCCGCUGGACAACGGCGACGGGGAGUACGUGUUCAUUAAGCCCGGACGCACCGGCUCCUCAUCCAGUCGCGACGACUUGUCGACGCCCGGCAGCAGCACUUUGCCCCUGGCCAAUGUGGCGGAUCCCGAAUCUCCAGGCAGGACCUCCAACUACGUCAACAUCGACUACUUCCUACAGCAAAGCAAUGAGACGCGCUCCAGUUCGCUGGACAGCGACGGGGAGUACGAGGGUCCGCCCAUAUUGCGUACCAUUUCGCACGACGAACAGACCACCACGUCACAAACCACGCCGGGAGCACUUCGCAAGAACUUAGUUUCAGCGAUACUUGUUUCUGGAAAUGCGCGCGGUGCCAAAAUACGAUCCAUACUCAGCACCAUUAUCCAGAGCGAGACGAUUUACGUGGAGUGUCUUAAUAAAAUGAUGCAGUACAAAAAGGCCAUCCACGCAACCCUGAACACAUCGCAGCCUGUGAUUAAGGAGGAGGAGGAGAACACGAUCUUCUUCAAAAUAGACGAACUGCACGAUCUGCACACCGCCUUCCUGUCCGAUCUGAAGACGAUCGUGUCCCACGAGGGAGGCGAUGUGCUGAUCGGUGAGCCCUUUCGCCGUCUGGCGGAGAUGUUCGACCUGUACAGCGCCUUUUUGCACAACUACAAGAACGCCAUCGAGACGGUGAAGAAGUGCAGUGCGAAUAAUCCGCAAUUCAAGAAGAUCGUCUCGACAAUAGUGGUUAAUCUGCAGACGGAGCAAUCGCUAACGCUCGAGGAUCUACUCCAUAAGCCGGUGGCACGGGUGCAGAUCAAUGCGUUGGUCUUCAACGAUCUGCUUCGCGAAACACCAAAUGCCCAUCCGGAUCAUCAGCCGUUGCGGCAGGCGCAGAAGAUCAUCCAGAUGUUCCUCAACCAGUUCAAUGUGGUCAACCAGCGGCUGCCCAGCGAAUCGAAUCGGAAUCUAAGGCGCAUGGUGCGCAAUUCGUUCAUCGUGGAACUGGUCGAUGGCCAUCGGAAGCUGCGGCAUCUCUUCCUUUUCAACGAUGUGAUUGCGAGUGCCAAGUACAAGGCACUGGGCCGCGAUCGCAUCGACUAUGAGCUCAAGUGGUUCAUUCCGCUGAAGGACAUAUCCAUUUUCGAGGAGACGGAUCCGGCGGCGGAGCUCAAGGAAUCUAGUCCCGCGAACAUUUCGCAAGUGAAGCGCAAUCUGCGCUCCGUUCGAGAUCAAUUGGCAAUGGAGGUGGCCAAUAGCGGGGGCGGCGGUGUCCGUUCCGGUGACAAGUAUCGUCGCAAGCUGGAGGAUCUGGAGUCGCAGCUGGUGUUGGCCACGCCCAAUCUGGUGCUGCGGCUGGGCAACAAGGCCAACAACAAGACCAUGACCUUCUUCCUCAGCUCGGACUUUGAGCGGACGCAGUGGAUCGACUCGAUCACAUCCCUUAAGCAAAAGUGCAACCUGCCUGGAGCCAAUACCAUCAAUUCGCUGGAGGUCACCGCCUUCAUUGUGGCCAUGCAGAAGGGCAUGAAGACUGAAAUGGGUUCGUAUUUGAUGCGCAACUUCAACGACGAGAGCCUGCUGGUUGGCGACCUGCACAUGGCUGUCCAGGGAUUGGGUGGUCUGGAGCAGGCGGCCGAUCUGUACAUCUGCAUCGAGGUGGACUCGUAUGGCCACUACUUCCGCAAGGCCACCACCAAGAUGGUGUGUCGCAGCCAGACGCCGUUGUGGAACGAGAGCUUUAUGCUGGAACUGGAGGGCAGCCAAAAUGUCCGGAUCCUGUUGUACGAGGCCAAGGAGCGACCGCUCCUCAGGGCCAAGCACAUACUCAAGUUGAGCCUCAGUUGGCUGACGGAAACCACACAGCCGCGAACAAUAAAGCUAAGUGAGACUUUGGAGCUGGGCUGCAGUUUCCGGUUUGUGCCCGGCGAGCUGUGCCGUGCCACCACCAAACCAGGAGCGCUCUUUGGUGCCAAAAUGAGUCAAGUAUUAAAACGCGAGAAACGCGACAUUCCGUUCAUCAUCAGUGCCUGCAUUCGGGAGGUGGAGCGAAGGGGCAUGCUGGAGGUGGGCUGCUAUCGCGUCAGCGGUUCCGCCUCGGAUUUGGCCAAGCUCAAGAAGGCCUUCGAGUCGGAUGCCUAUGAGGCGGAGCAGCUACUACGCGAAGUGGACAUCCAUUCGGUAACUGGCAUUUUGAAGACCUUCCUGAGGGAGCUGCCCGAGGCCCUGUUCACGGACCAGCUAUAUCCCCGAUUCUUCGACACAUUCAGCGCCUUUAGCAACAACAACGAAGCCACGCGAAUCAACGAGCUGCUUAAAGUUUUUGAGGAGCUGCCGCAGGCCAACAAGGCCUCCAUCACCUCGAUUCUGGAUCAUCUUAUUAGAGUCCACGAAAAGGAGGCGGACAACAAGAUGUCGCUGCACAAUCUGGCCAUGGUGUUUGGGCCCACCUUGCUGAGGCCGGGACAGACGCAGGUGAAGCAGAAGGAUCCGCUGGCGGCCAGCACUGUUGAUGUGAUGGCCCAGGCCGGAAUCCUCUACUGUUUCCUGCAGGCGCGCAUCAAGAAGGAUUAGAAAGGAUUUUGAGAGCAUUGCAGCCUGCACAGAUAUACAUAUGGAAUAUAUAUAUAUAUAUAUUUAUAUAUUUUUUUUACAUAGCAAUAGCGGUAAUACGAACGAAAUUUCGAUGGAAAGCCUAAUGCAUGCACCACGCCCCCACCUGUCUGCCACGCCCCCUUGCACAAAUGACACUUAAAUCGCCUGAAAAGAAAAUCACCUUAAAAACGCCUAAAAUCACCUUUUAAAGCCUACAAAAAGAAAAAGAAACACCCAAAAAAACACUUCAAAACACCUGCGCUGCCAAUUGUAAAUACCAGAAAACCGAAACUGCAACUAAAAACUGAAGAUCAGAAUCGAUCUGGCGAGGAAUUCGAAAGCCCUGGGAUUUCAAGAAGGAGCCCCGGGAAUGUGAAGAAAUCUGCUCAAUGGCGGGCUCACACACACGCACAACACACAUCAACAACAACAAAAACAACAACCACAACAACACACACCUGGGAUGAUCAAGUGUCUAACACUAAAUAGCUGCGCUCCUCCGCUUACUAAAUAUUAUUCCCAUGUAUUACAGAUAUAUCCGUAGAUCUGUAGACUGUAUGCUUUACCUUUAAAUGCGAACCUUUAGCUUACUGCAACUAUUGCAACAAAAAAAAAACAGAAAAAAGAAAAAAAGGGAAAGCAGAAAAUUGCAAAUAUUUUCAAUAUUACACGUAUAUAUCUAGAGACAUAUACAUUUACAUAUAU